AUGAAGGAUGUCUUUUUCUUCCUGUUUUUUCUGGGGAUCUGGCUGGUGGCUUACGGGGUGACCACACAGGGGCUCCUGCACCCUGGAGAAGCUCGGCUCAGCUGGAUUUUCCGUCGGGUUUUCUACAGACCCUACCUCCAGAUCUUCGGCCAAAUCCCACUGAAUGAGAUCGAUGCUGCGUUCAUCAGUACCGUUAACUGCACCAAUGACCCCAUCUCCAUGGUCAUGGACGAUCUGCCUCCUUGCAUCAACACCUAUGCCAAUUGGCUGGUGAUUGUCCUACUUGUAGUCUUUCUGUUGGUGGCCAACAUCCUCCUGGUCAACCUCCUCAUCGCCAUGUUCAGCUACACCUUCUCGAAGGUUCAGGGGAACAGCGACAUUUACUGGAAGUUCCAGCGCUAUAACCUGAUCGUGGAGUAUCACAAAUACCCUGCGCUGGCUCCUCCCUUCAUCAUCCUCAGUCACAUCAACCUCAUCAUCAAACGUAACAUCAGGAAAGUCAGCUCCGUCAAGAGGAAGCACUUCAUGAUGGAUCUUUCGAAGUUGGCAUCCAGUAAGUUGAUGACCUGGGAGAUGGUGCAGAAGGAGAACUAUCUCGUCAACCGCGAGAAGCUGAACAGGGAACGAGAUGGGGAGAGGCUGAAAAGGACGGGGCAAAAGGUCGACAAUAUCUUGAAGUACAUGACGGACAUCCGUGAGCAUGAACGGAGGCUGAGGAUACUGGAGGAGGAGGUGGAUUACUGCACAAAUGCUCUCACUUGGUUGGUGGAAUCUUUAGAUCAAAGUGACCUUAUCAAGAGCAGCAGAUCACCACCCAGAUAUACAGGGAGGGAGGGGGAAUGA
This is a messenger RNA of Callorhinchus milii (elephant shark), 843 nucleotides long. Its product is annotated as transient receptor potential cation channel subfamily M member 5-like. Gene Ontology annotation, molecular function: ligand-gated calcium channel activity; calcium-activated cation channel activity. Lineage: Eukaryota; Metazoa; Chordata; Chondrichthyes; Chimaeriformes; Callorhinchidae. Bases 1 to 843 code for a protein of 280 amino acids. The transcript is spliced from 7 exons. The record is from RefSeq and is a predicted model, not a curated record. Gene Ontology annotation, biological process: calcium ion transmembrane transport.